AUGGAGUUCAUCAACUCGACCUACAAGGCUGCGGCCAGCUUGCUGCCGUACGCCACCCCGGUGCCCAAGAAACAUCAACUGUCAAUGCUGUCCCCCAAGGUGUUCAGCAUGGAUCCCUACUCCAUGUUCGAUCGAGCCUACACCGCGCUGCUGGGAUAUCGGCCGCAUGAGUUUCGCUUCGUGCAGGGCAAGACUCCCCUGUCGACGUUCAAAGAGUGCGCCAUCUUCAUCGCCGCCUACUAUGUGAUCAUCUUCGGGGGUCGCGAAUUGAUGCGCAACCGGGCCCCUAUCAGGCUGAACAAUCUCUUUAUCAUCCACAACUUCUAUCUCACCGUCAUCUCAGGAGGCCUGCUUCUUCUUUUUGCUCAACAACUCAUCCCCGGACUCUGGAAGAACGGCUUAUACGACGGAAUCUGCGGCUCCACCGGCUGGUCACAAGAGCUGUUGGUGCUCUACUACAUUACCUAUCUCACCAAAUACCUAGAGUUGCUCGACACGGUGUUUCUGGUCUUGAGAAAGAAACCGCUGACAUUCCUGCACACCUAUCACCAUGGUGCUACGGCACUGUUGUGCUACACACAAUUGGUCGGCCAGACUUCGGUCCAGUGGGUUCCCAUCACACUGAACCUGGGUGUUCAUGUGGUCAUGUACUGGUAUUAUUACCAAGUGGCCCGAGGCAACAAAUGCUGGUGGAAGCAGUACAUUACCAUGUUCCAGAUUUCGCAGUUUGUCUUGGAUCUUGGGUUCAUCUACUAUGCAUGCUACAACUACUACGCCAGCACCUAUGCUCCAUGGCUGCCACAUCGCGGCACCUGCGGCGACACCCGGCAGGAACUUGCUGCUUUCACCGGCUGUGUGAUCCUAUCUUCAUACUUGGUGCUUUUUGUCAUGUUCUACCUAUCCACGUACAAGAAGCCACAACCGACCAAAAAGGCGUUGAAGAGAACGGCCCAAACGGAAGUUCCUACCAUCAGCGAGACCACUGAGAUGGCUACGGAUGCUCUGAAAUCGGCCACCAAUGUCAUUGUGGAGGGCAUGGGCGAGGAGAAGUGUAUCCGCAGCUGA
This is a messenger RNA of Exophiala dermatitidis NIH/UT8656, 1065 nucleotides long. Its product is annotated as fatty acid elongase 3. NCBI's taxonomy places the organism in Eukaryota, Fungi, Ascomycota, Eurotiomycetes, Chaetothyriales, Herpotrichiellaceae. The transcript has 2 exons. The record is from RefSeq and is a predicted model, not a curated record. Gene Ontology annotation, molecular function: fatty acid elongase activity. Bases 1 to 1065 code for a protein of 354 amino acids. Gene Ontology annotation, cellular component: endoplasmic reticulum membrane. Gene Ontology annotation, biological process: fatty acid elongation, monounsaturated fatty acid; very long-chain fatty acid biosynthetic process; fatty acid elongation, polyunsaturated fatty acid.